UAACCAAAAUACAUACUAAACUGAAAACUUCAUCGACGAGCUUCCAAUGUGCACCGCAGCGGCCACAUACGCAUUCAAUUCGCCGCCGGCGUAUUUCUCCGAUUUAACUUCACCAGAGACAGGAUUGACCGGAAAUCUCUGAUUUAGGGUUUCGUAUAAACCCAUUAUGUCUGAUAAGCAGCCUUUGAAGCUUCUCUCAGCUCAAGAAUGGGAGUCCCUAAUCGAAGAUUUCCAGUUCGGCGGUGCACGCCGCGGAAAGUGGAACGCAGCCUAUGCUAACAUCCCUUCCCUCCUGGAUCAAGCUCUCUCAUGCCUUCUCAGGCGGGACUUCUCUUCUAAGCUCUCCAUCAUUCUUUUCCUUGAAGAGUUUGCUGACUCGCUCUUCGGCGUUGACGACGAUGACGAGUCCAAUGCCCGGGAAAAUUCUCUGCUUCGUGUUAUUGACACUCUCCGUUCCUUUCUCCAAACCCCGGUAGAUGGAGUUUCUGUAGGAAUCUCUCUUAAAGAGCAAAUGAUGGUCUCUGUAACUUCGAUUUUGAUCUCGCUUGAGACUUGUUCCGAUCGGAUUCCCGUGAGGCUCUUAGAGGGGUUGGUGGAGUUGCUUUUGAUAAUUGUUAAUAGACCGAAUCAUGGGCCCGAUAGGCAGAUUCGGGUGGUGGCCUGUGAAUGCCUCCGGGAGUUGGAACAAGCUUACCCUUGUUUGCUCUCGGAGAUUGUUGGCCACUUGUGGAGCCUCUGCCAGAACGAGCGCACUCACGCUUGCCAGAGCUACAUUCUCCUGUUCACUUCUGUGGUUCGUAACAUCGUUGCCCAGAAGCUGAAUAUUUCCAUCCUGAGUAAUUCUGUGCCUUUGGUGCCGUUUAGUGUGCCGCAGGUUGUGUUGAUUGGUUUUGGUUCAGGCAAGGAGGGCUCUGCCGGGUUAAACUUCAAGGAGCUGAGGAGGGCUUUGGCUUUUUUGCUCGAGUGGCCGCAGGUUUUGACGCCUUGUGCUAUGAUGGAGUUCUUGGCCAUGAUUAUGCCGAUGGCAGUGGCUUUGGAAUUGCAGGCCUCGAUGUUAAAGGUGCAGUUUUUUGGAAUGAUUUAUUCGUUUGAUCCUAUGCUGUGCCAUGUUGUUUUGAUGAUGUAUUCCCAAUUUUUAGACGCUUUUGACGGGCAGGAAGCCGAGAUUGCCCGUCGGCUUAUGUUGGUUUCUAGAGAAACACAACAUUCGUUGGUAUUUCGAUUGCUGGCUCUUCAUUGGCUGCUGGGUUUCAGUGAAUUGCUGCUGAAAAGAGAUGCUAGGAAAACGAAGUCACUUGUUGAUAUGAAUUUAAACUUCUAUCCAAGUGUCUUUGAUCCCCUUGCUCUUAAAGCCAUGAAGCUUGACAUGCUUGCUUUUUGUUCCGUUUGUCUUGAUAUCAUAAAUACAGAGAGUGGUUUGGUUGGGGGUGAGAGCACUGAAAAAUCAAUGGUAAAGUUAUUUCAAGAUGGUCUUGUCUCUGUAUCAGCCUUCAAAUGGUUGCCUGCCGAGAGCACUGAAACUGCAGUGGCCUUUCGUACCUUCCGUAAGGUCUUGAUUGGUGCAUCAUCUCAUUCUGACACUGAUCUUUCCACCACAAGAACUCUGAUGGAUUCAACCAUCUUCCAUACUGUGCAGGGAAUGCUAGUAGAUGUGAUGUUGCAGUGUCAGAGAUUGGUUCCGGUGAUUGUUGCUUUGAUUGAUCGCUUGUUGAGCUGUCAAAAGCACCAUUGGUUGGGAGAGUGCCUCCUCCAGACUUUUGAUGAGCAUUUAUCUUUAAAAGUCAAGAUGGAUUACAAGUUGGUUACUUGCUUCCCUAUGUUUGAUAGAAUUGCUGAAAAUGAUACAAUCCCUCCUCGACGAUUGUUGGAACUUCUUACUAGAUUUAUGGUGUUCCUUGUUGAGAAACAUGGCCCAGACACAGGAUUAAAAAGUUGGUCUCAGGGGAGUAGAGUUCUUGGCAUUUGUCGAACGCUGCUGAUGCACCACAAAAGCUCUAGAUUGUUCCUUGGGCUAUCUCGUCUUCUUGCAUUUGCUUGCCUUUAUUUCCCUGAUUUGGAGGUUCGUGACAAUGCAAGGAUCUACCUUCGGAUGCUUAUCUGCGUCCCUGGAAAUAAGCUCAGGAAUAUGCUUAACCUUGGGGAACAACACCUUGGAAUUUCACCCUCUCCACCUAGUUCAUUUUUUAACGUUCACUCUCCUCGGUCUAGUCAUAAUGUCAAGACACCAAGAAAUAUAUCAUCCUUUGUCCACCUGGAGCGCUUGUUUCCCCUACUUGUCAAACAAUCUUGGUCCUUGUCUUUGUCGUCUUUUUCUAUUGAAAGCAGCAAGCCUGGUUAUAUAGAGGACAUCAGGGACAAGGAGCCCAUAGUAGAGGAAAUUGGUAACGAUAGUGCUAUCCGGAUUUUACCUGAAGCUGAUAGGAUUGAUCACCCACCCGAGCCAUUGCGUGUAAUGGAUUCAAAGAUUUCUGAGAUUUUAGGAAGAUUAAGAAGGCAUUUUUCAUGCAUUCCCGAUUAUAGAAAUAUGGCAGGGCUUAAGGUUAAAAUAUCCUGUAGUUUGAGGUUUAAAUCUGAGCCUUUUAACCGUGUAUGUGGAGUUGAUUUACCUGCUGGUGGUUUGGAUUCAAUAGACACCCUUCCUGCUAUGUAUGCAAUUAUCCUCAAUUUUUCUUCCUCUGCAGCAUAUGGGUCUAUUCCGUCACAUCACAUACCUUUUCUUCUUGGUGAACCUCCAGAAAAUGCUAACAUCUCUGACCAAAGGGUUUCAUUAGACAUUGUUCCUUUAGAAAAUGGCUCUGGAGAAGACAGAAGGUUUAGAGCUUCUGUAAUGAUUGAGUUGGAACCAAGGGAGCCAACACCUGGUCUGGUUGAUGUUUCCAUUGAAACAAAUGCAGAAAAUGGCCAGAUUGUUCGUGGUCAGCUUCAGAGUAUCACUAUAGGAAUAGAAGACAUGUUUCUCAAGGCUAUUAUACCACCUGAUGUCCAGGAAGAUGAACUACCUAGCUAUUACUCAGAAUUGUUCAAUGCUCUCUGGGAGGCAUGUGGUACGUGCAAUACUGGAAGGGAGACCUUUCAAUUGAAGGGUGGGAAAGGGAUUACAGCCAUUAGCGGGACCCGAUCAGUGAAGUUACUCGAAAUCCCUGCUCUAUCAUUGGUUCAGUCUGUGGAGAGGUACCUGGCUUCAUUUGUUGUGAGUGUAAUCGGUGAACCACUAAUCACCCUUGUAAAGGAUGGGGGAAUUAUUAGGGACAUCAUUUGGGAAGAUAAGGCUUCACCAGACGAUACUGACUCAAGGGCUGAUUUUGAGAGAGGCCCUCUUCAUCUUACAUAUAUUGAUGAUGCUGGUGAAAGGGAGGGCAUUGUCAACAUCAGUAAAAGAAACUUGGGUAGCUUUCUGGUUUUGAUAUUUCUUCCACCAAGGUUUCAUCUCCUCCUCCAAAUGGAAGUAAGCGAUUUUUCAACUUUGGUGCGAAUUCGAACUGAUCACUGGCCUUGUUUAGCUUAUAUAGAUGAUUAUUUAGAGGCCUUAUUUUUUGGCAUAAAAUGAUUUUCUUUUUUUUUCGUGGGGGGUGGGGUUCUUCAUAUAUCCCCCAUUUAGUGAGUACUUUGUUCGAUGAGGUAUAGGAAUUUUGUUUAAUAUUCUUUCAAUAUUUGUUUAACAGAGAGGAGGGUUAUUUUUUGUACCCAGAAUGAAAGCUUGUGUACAUACCUCUGCGGGUGAGGGUUCUUGUAACAUUAUUGUUGUCUAGAAUUUUGAAAUAAUAAUUUUAUGGCAUUCAUGUCAAUUUGCUUGGAAUACAAGCCCCUUGUCUUAUAUAAA
Messenger RNA from Humulus lupulus (European hop), 3820 nucleotides. RefSeq lists its product as uncharacterized. Bases 167 to 3547 code for a protein of 1126 amino acids. Gene Ontology annotation, cellular component: AP-type membrane coat adaptor complex. Gene Ontology annotation, biological process: endosomal transport. The transcript is spliced from 4 exons. NCBI's taxonomy places the organism in Eukaryota, Viridiplantae, Streptophyta, Magnoliopsida, Rosales, Cannabaceae. The record is from RefSeq and is a predicted model, not a curated record.